CAGUUCCAAACCACCGCUCACCUCACAGUUCAUGGCCACACCUCGUAACAAAACAAUCAUCAACCCGGACCAUGGAAAUCCUCAUCGUCGGCGCCGGCAUAGCCGGCCUCUCAACAUCCAUCGCCCUCUCCCACGCGCUUAAAAAUGUCGCAUCAUGCCAGCCUCUCAAAAUCAUAGUCCUGGAGUCCGCAUCGGCACUAGCAGAGAUCGGUGCGGGUGUGCAGAUGACUCCGCAGGCCAUCAAAAAUUUCUUCGCCUGGGGUAUGAAAGACGAUCUCCUCUCUUCCUCGGCUAUACCUACAUCUAUGAACGUUCGCCAUGGGCCUAGUGGAGAUAUCAUUGGCAAGAUCCCCAUCGGCGACCUCGAGCAGGAUUACCAAGCCCCUUAUCUGGUGGUACACCGCGCUGUCUUACACUCGAUACUGCACUCGCACGCCCUGAAAGCUGGAGUCGAAGUGCGUACCAACUCCCGCGUCACGGAGUAUGGUUUCGAGACAGCUACCGUCACCCUCGCCGAUGGGACGACGCGGACAGCAGAUCUCAUCAUCGCCGCCGAUGGCAUCAACUCCCUCGCACGCAAGCAAUUCCUCGGUCCAGAUGAUCCAGGGGCGCUCCCAACGGGAUGGGCUGCCUUCCGCAUGAUAUGCUCGGCCGACGCGAUCAAAGCCGAUGCAUCAGUUGCCCCGUUGCUGGAAGGUUAUGGAUCGAACCUCUGGAUUGAUCACAAUGUAUCGUGCAUGACGUAUCUGAUUAAAGAUUCGACGAUGCUCAACAUAGUGCUCUCGCAUCGAGAUGAUGUCGAAACGCAAGACUGGACGCCUGAGUAUCAUAAGACGUAUGUCGAUGGGCUGUUCAAGGAAUUCGAUCCCCGGGUUAAGAAGCUUAUAGACAUGGCGGUGCCGAAGAUCGUGAAUUACCCCGUGUACGCCGUACCCCCACUCAAGAAAUGGAUCCACGAUUCGGGACGGUUUGUGCUACUGGGCGAUGCGACGCAUGCGAUGGCUUUCUAUCUUUCGAUGGGCGUGUCACUGGCUGUCGACGAUGCAGCUAGUUUAGGAGAGGCUUUGCGAUUAGCGCUUUCGGAACCAGAUGUUGUACAGACGAAAGAGGGAAAAUAUGCUCGCAUGAAGAAGGCGCUGCACGUUUUCGAACAGGUGCGGAUACCGCGUGCGUCUUCCAUACAGGCUGCUUCGUUGCAUGCUGGAGGCAUUUUGCACAUGCCACCUGGACCUGAUAGAGAGCUGCGCGACGAGGGACUGCGCCACUGUGAUCAGUACUGGCCAGUUGAACCAGCAUGUGAAGAUGAAAGACGUGACUUCGAGAGAGUAAGGAGCUGUAUGUAUGGCAUUGCCGAUAAGAGGACUCGAGAUUGGUGUUACGGGUAUGACUCCGCUGAUGCGAUUAGAGGAGUGUGGAGAUCGCAAUAACCAGACAAAGCAAGACCACUCUUGCGAGGGUGCAGCUGUCUGAACAGUAUGAGCAUCACCGUGGGUGACGCCAUCGAAAUAACCUGAAGUGAGCGCAGCAAUGGCAUUUUCUUUGAUACUCAUGAGCAACCGAGUGAAUAGACCCUUUUCUGAUACUGGAAAGCCUAGUGCUGACUGGGUUAAGUACCUCG
Molecule: messenger RNA, 1618 nt
Organism: Pseudomassariella vexata
Lineage: Eukaryota; Fungi; Ascomycota; Sordariomycetes; Amphisphaeriales; Pseudomassariaceae
Exons: 1
Coding region: 72-1427 (451 amino acids)
Biological process (GO): secondary metabolite biosynthetic process
Molecular function (GO): FAD binding; monooxygenase activity
Source: RefSeq, a predicted model, not a curated record